AGUCACCAUAUCCUGUUCACAGCAUGUAGAAAAGUGUGUGUGGUCAGGGGCUGCAGGUUUUUUGUUUUGAUUUGUUUUUACUGAUUAGAAAGAUGAUACCAGAUGCAUAGAGGAGAUUUCAAGACGUUAAAUCUUGGAAAAAUGGCUUUCAUUUGUUUGGAUAUCGAGUGCCUAUAUAUUUUUCUUCUUUGCACAGCAUUUGGCUAUACUUUGCCUUCAAACAUGGAAAUAAAAGUUAAUCCUCCUCAGGACUUUGAGAUAGUGGAUCCUGGAUAUUUAGGUUAUCUCUAUUUGCAAUGGCAACCUCCCCUGGCUGUGGAUAAUUUUAAGGAAUGCACAAUAGAAUAUGAAUUAAAAUACCGAAACACUGACAGUGAAAGUUGGAAGACCAUUGUUACUAAGAAUCUACAUUACAAAGAUGGGUUUGAUCUUAACAAGGGUGUCGAAGCAAAGAUACACACGCUUUUGUCAAGGCAUUGCACAAAUGGAUCAGAAGUUCAGAGUUCAUUUUCAGAAGCUACUUACUGGAAACCAGAACAAGGAAGUCUGGAAACUAAAAUUCAGGAUAUGGAUUGUGUAUAUUACAACUGGCAAUAUUUACUCUGUUCUUGGAAACCUGGCAUAGGUGUACAAUUUGAUACCAAUUACAACUUGUUCUACUGGUAUGAGGGUUUGGAUAAUGUAUUACAGUGUGUUGAUUACAUCAAGGAAAAUGGAAAAAAUAUUGGAUGCAAGUUUCCAAACUUGGAGUCAUCAGACUAUAAAGAUUUUUUUAUCUGUGUUAAUGGAUCAUCAGAAUCCAAGCCUGUCAGAUCCAGCUAUUUCAUUUUUCAGCUUCAAAAUAUAGUUAAACCUUUGCCUCCAGACUAUCUUAGUCUUACUGUGAAGAAUUCAUUUGACAUUGACCUGAAAUGGAGCAUACCUAAAGGACCUAUUCCAUCAAGGUGUUUUAUUUAUGAAAUUUUGUUCACAGAAGAUAAUUCCUGGAUGACCAAUACAGUUGAAAAUGAAAUGCACAUCACAAGAAUGUUAAAUGAAAGCCAAGAAUUCUGCUUUUCAGUAAGAAGCAAAGUGAACAUUUAUUGCUCAGAUGAUGGGAUUUGGAGUGAGUGGAGUGAUGAACAAUGCUGGGAAGGUGAUGGAUGGAAGGAAAAUUUGACGUUUUUCAUGAUACCAUUUGGUAUUGUCUCAUUAUUUGUUUUGCUACUAACGUGUCUGCUUUUGCAUAAGCAAAAAACUUUACGGAAAUCAAUUUUCCAUAUGAAGAAAGAAGUUUUUUCUCAUCAAGAGACACUCUGUUGACUUACCAAUUUCCAGCUACAUGGACAAAUGUUAAAUAUGAGUCUUAGUAAACUGAAGUUCUUUUAAUGUUGAAUACAUCUCAUUGUAAAACAUAGUUGUAUUUAAAUAGGCUUUAGUGUACUCAAACCUUGAGCUAGCAGUAAAUUUGCUGGAGUCUUCAUAAAUUUGUGGUGAGAUGCUGCACACAGAGUCAAGGAGUGGCCCAGAGUUUGUUUGAUGAUGCCUUAAUAAAACAAUAUGAUUUUAUAAUCUUCA
Molecule: messenger RNA, 1557 nt
Organism: Heterocephalus glaber (naked mole-rat)
Lineage: Eukaryota; Metazoa; Chordata; Mammalia; Rodentia; Bathyergidae
Source: RefSeq, a predicted model, not a curated record